GAAGAGGCGGGGUUGGCCGGAAACUUAAAAGGGAGCACAGGAUUCGCGCCUCCUUGGGGCUUUGUGGGGGCUGCUUGGACAUUGCUCGGACCUUGCUCUUCCUGGGCUGCGGGACCUAGCAUGGCAGACGAUGCAGGUGCUGCUGAGGCCCAGGGGAACCAAUGCACGCCUGCCCAGUCCCUGGGCAGGCUGCUGAAGUUACCACUUCCACCACCUCGGAUUCGCACCCGGCCAUGGUGGUUUCCUGUGCAGGAACUGAGAGACCCACUGGUGUUUUACCUGGAGGCAUGGCUGGCUGACUCGAUCUUUGGCCCAGACAGAGCCAUCAUUCCAGAAAUAGAGUGGAUGAGCCAAGUCCUGCUGACGGUGGACAUAGUUAACUCUGGGGACUUAGUUGAAAUCACCAUCUUCGGACGGCCCCGUGUACAGAAUCGGGUGAAGAGCGUGCUCCUGAGCCUGGCAAACUGGCACCGGAAACAUCGUGCCCGAGCUGAGAAGAUGAAUCAACUUGAGGAGUUCUUGAAGACCCAUGCAUCAGGUCCCCAGACUCCUGAACAUCCUAUUGUGUAACUAUUUUCAGGAGCAUUGUGAGAACAGUCCUGCUUCUGCUGCUAAAGUUCAAGAGAAGCAAGUAUGCAUAAAUCUCUGCAUUCUUUUUUUCCUGUGUCUUGAUGGGUAGUGCUCUGAUUAUUAUGAUGCAAAAGUGAGUUUGUAGUGCCAUUCUAGUAAAGAACUGAAUUUCCUUUUUGUCCAAUGCUAUAAAGAACUUUGCUGACUUAAAAUUAAGCAAAUACAUAAAAGAGUGUUCGUUCAUGUCUUGAUGUGAGAGGUGGGUAAAAGGCUGAUGCUAGUGGUCUUAUUUUUUCCUUUGCUUCUAUCAUUUGGAAUCUACUAGCCCUUUUAUGAUUUUAUGGCCACAGUCAGGCCCCUAAGCACAGGCCCACGAAUUUGCAUUUCUAAUAAGCUCACAGGUAAUACCAAUGCUUCUCCUCUGGGGCUCUCACUUUGAAGUUGGUGGUUUGGCCCCUGGGUACCACCUACGGUGCAUUUUCUUUUUGGAGUGGAGCCUUCCUCCCUGCACAUGGGUGGGUGUUCCAACAUGAAACCUGAGGUGAUUGCUUAUUUAUUCUGUUGACAUUGUGAUUCAUCAGAGUACAGCCAGGGUCCUUGGCAUCUUGACUAUUGGAAGGCAUCCUGCCACCAAGCCAGCUGUCUCCUUUCUCUCUGAGGCCUGCACAGGUGUUCUGCAUGAGCUGGGUUGUUUUUCCAUUACCCAUUACCAUGCUAGGACUAAUUUGUGCAAAAUAGCCCCCACCUAACACUGCCUCCACUUUCAGGAAGCAGGCUUCUUAGGGGAAAAGUUAUGGAGAGCUCUGUGGCUUCAGAGUGGAAUUGAUUCAACUCCUGCAAUUUCUUUACCCCUUAUCAGUAAUGGAUUCUAGCUGUUUGCAAGGGUUGUAAACACACACAUACACAAGUCUUUUAAAAUGUGCUGCUUUGGGGAGGGGGUUUCCUGGUGGCUCAAUCAGUUAGGCAUCUGACUUCAGCUCAGGUCAUGAUCUCACAGUUUGUGAGUUCCAGCCCCGCAUCCAGCUUUCUGCAGUCAGGGCAGAGCCUGCUUGGGAUCCUCUGUCUCCCUCGGUCUCUGUCCCUUCCCAACUCGUGUGUGUCCUCACGCAUGCUCUCUAUCUCAAAAAUAAGUAAACAUUAAAAAACUUUAAAUGUGCUGCUUUGAUUACAGGUGAUAUCGAAUGUUUUUCUAAUUCACAUUUUUGUAAAAUGCUUUUACAUUUCUUAUUCCUAUAUUCCUUCUUUCAACUCUGAAGAUAGGAAUUUUUAUUAUCUGUAUGAGCUUUUGUAACAAAUAAUGGCCCAUUAUAACCAAUAUUUUCCACUCCUUUGCUUAAAUUUUUUGUAUACGAAAAAAUUCCAUUUUCUGUAGUUAAACUAAUUAUUUUCUGUCUGAUUUCCCCUCAUCCUCAUCCCAACCCCUUUUAAUUAAGCCUAGGUACUCCUGCGUUUAUCCUUCUGCAGAAAUUUGAUUAAAAAAAAUUCCAACAGGUUAUUUCUAGUGGGAUAUCUACAAAACCAUUAAACACUUUUUAUAAUGUUAUUUGGAGGAAGAGGAUUAUGCUUAAAACAUUCUAAUUGUCUAAAAAUUACCCAGAAUUAUUAAAUGAUCCUGUGCAUUUUUCAUCCUUUACAUACAUUAACAUGUUGAAGCCCUUAACCCCCAGUACUUCAGACUGUGACUGUAUUUGGAGACAGGGCCUUUAAGGAGCUAAUUAAAGUGAAAUGAGGGGGGCGCCUGGGUGGCUCAGUUGGUUAAGUGUCUGACUUCAAAACUCAGGCCAUGAUCUCAUGAUUUGUGAGUUUGAACCCUUUAUUGGGGUCUGCUCUGACAGCUCAGAGCCUGGAACCUGCUUUGGAUUCUUUAUCUCCCUUUCUCUCUGCCUCUCCCCCACUUGCGUGCACACUCUCUCUCUCUCUAAAAAAUAAAUAAACAUUAGAAAAAAUGA
Messenger RNA from Neofelis nebulosa (Clouded leopard), 2519 nucleotides. RefSeq names its product oocyte expressed protein (gene OOEP). Bases 121 to 570 code for a protein of 149 amino acids. Gene Ontology annotation, molecular function: RNA binding. The transcript is spliced from 3 exons. Gene Ontology annotation, cellular component: protein-containing complex; apical cortex. Lineage: Eukaryota; Metazoa; Chordata; Mammalia; Carnivora; Felidae. The record is from RefSeq and is a predicted model, not a curated record. Gene Ontology annotation, biological process: embryonic pattern specification; establishment or maintenance of apical/basal cell polarity.